This is a messenger RNA of Rhipicephalus microplus (southern cattle tick), 3372 nucleotides long. RefSeq names its product metabotropic glutamate receptor. Gene Ontology annotation, biological process: G protein-coupled receptor signaling pathway. Gene Ontology annotation, cellular component: membrane. NCBI's taxonomy places the organism in Eukaryota, Metazoa, Arthropoda, Arachnida, Ixodida, Ixodidae. The record is from RefSeq and is a predicted model, not a curated record. Gene Ontology annotation, molecular function: G protein-coupled receptor activity.
CAAAUUCCCAGCUUCAUGGAGUUCAAGAUCACGCUUUUGACCUUGCUGCUGCUAAAAAGUCAAGCAGCACGAAUAGAUAUUCCUGGUGACAUCAUCUUAGGAGGCCUUUUCCCCGUGCACAGCAAGUCCGGACACAGUGGUUGUGGGGCUUUAAAUGGGGAGCGUGGCAUACAGAGACUCGAAGCGAUGUUGUUUGCCAUAGACCAAAUCAAUCAAGACCCGUCAUUGCUAAACGGAAUUUUGCUCGGAGCCAAGAUAAUGGAUACUUGUUCAAGUGGUGAGCACGCGUUGAAAGAGACCCUCCAACUCCUCGAUCCAGCAGCGGACUCGGUAAGCCUCAAGUGCGCCGAUGGUUCAACACCCCUUCCGGAUAAAGGCCAGCAGAAAAUUACAGGUGUAAUCGGUGGUUCUUACAGUGAAGUGUCUCAGAAAGUGGCCAGUCUGUUAAGUCUAUUUCACGUGCCUCAAAUCAGCCCGGCAUCUACGGCCACCUCACUAAGUGACAGGACUCGCUACGAAGUAUUCGCAAGGAUCCUCCCCCCAGACACAAUGCAGGCUCUGAUAAUCGCAGAUAUUGUUCACUACUUCAACUGGACUUACGUGUCACUCGUAUCAUCCGAAGGAAUGUAUGGAGACUCCUGCAGGACCUCAUUUCUAAGAGCCGCCAAGGCAGGUAACUUUUGCGUCGCGGUUGUGGAAGUAAUUCCUCGCCUGGCGGACGAGCCUACCUUCGACGGCCUCAUCGAAAGCUUACGCCAAUCACGAGCUCGCGUUGUAGCUCUAUUCACGAACGCCGAUGACUCGCGAGCUCUCUUAGCAGCCGCCAAACGAGCCAACGUUAACAAUCACUUCAUCUGGGUGGCCAGCUACGCUUGGGGCACGCGGGCCAAGGUCGUCGAAGGGCUGGAUGAUCAAGAUUUGAGUGCCUUCACUGCCCAGCUGGAUUACAAGCUUAUUCCAGAAUACAACGCUCACAUGAAGAACCUCACAGUGAAGAACAACGAGCGUAACCCUUGGUUCAGGGAGUACUGGGAGAAAGUGUUUAGGUGCAGCGUCGACCCUGCGCAGCAGAUCUACACAUCGGCACUUUGUGGGAAUUCUCUGCGUCUCGACGAAUCUGUUGGAUACCACCAGGAAGCUAAGGUGCAGUUCGUGGUGGAUGCAGUGUACGCAUUCGCACAUGCUCUAGACGAAGCAUCUAAACAACUUUGCCGGGGUCAAAAUGAAAGCUACUGCGAGGCCUUGCGAAACCUCGACGGAGAGAGCCUCUACAUGAAUUACCUCUUGAACACUACUUUCAAAGAUCUCGCUGGCAGAGUGGUUCGCUUCGACAAUGUCGGUGAUGGGCUGGCUCCUUACCGUAUCUACAGCCUACGGCACCUGGAUAACAGCACGACGUACGACUACAUUCCGAUCGGCCGCUGGGAACCGUAUACACUGCAUAUGGACGCCAAAAAAGUGUUGUGGAGCACUGAAGAUGGUGGGCCGCCAGUAUCAGCAUGCAGUUCCGACUGUGCCGUUGGCCAGAUCAAACUGUUUGGAGAUAGCAGGUGUUGCGGGAUGUGCUACACAUGUGAGCCUCCUAAAAAAGCAAUUGACGAGUUUACCUGUGCCGGACCUAUGGUUGGAAUUCCCGAAUUCAUGGCGUUCAAGUUCACGCUGCUGGCGCUCAUGCUGCUAGAAAGUCAAGGUGCGCGAAUAGAGAUUCCUGGUGACAUCAUCCUUGGAGGCCUUUUCCCCGUGCACCACAGGUCCGGCCACAGUGGUUGUGGGGCAUUAAAUGGCGAACGCGGUAUACAAAGACUUGAAGCGAUGUUGUUUGCUUUAGACCGAAUCAACCGAGACCCAUCCUUGCUAAACGGAAUAUCCCUCGGAGCUACGAUACUGGAUACUUGUUCGAGCGGAGAGCACGCGUUAAAACAGGCCCUGCAGUUCCUCGAUCCACCGGCUAACGUGGGAAUCUUCAAGUGCGCGGAUGGUUCAGCGCCUGGUAUACAUAAUGAGAAGCAGAAAAUUACGGGCGUAAUCGGUGGUUCUUACAGCGAGGUGUCUCAGAAAGUGGCCAGUUUACUAGGGCUCUUCCAUGUGCCUCAGAUCAGCCCAGCAUCCACGGCAAGCUCACUGGGUGACAAGACCCGCUACGACCUCUUCGCCAGGACCGUUCCCCCGGACACACUGCAGGCACACGUCAUGACAGAUAUCGUUCAUUACUUCAACUGGACCUAUGUGUCACUCGUGACGUCCGAAGGAGUGUAUGGUGACUCUGGAAUGAUCUCAUUUCUGAGAGAUGCCAGAGCAGGUAACUUCUGCGUCGCAAUUGUGGAAGUAGUUCCUCGCCUGGCGGACGAGGCUACCUUUGAUGGCAUCAUCCAAAGCUUAUUACGCCGGCCACAAGCUCGCGUCGUGGCUCUAUUCACGCACGGCGAGGACUCGCGAGCUCUCUUGGCAGCCGCCAAAAAGGCUAACGCCAGCAGUAACUUCGUGUGGUUGGCUAGCGACGGAUGGGGCACGCAGAGCCAGAUUGUGGAAAGUCUCCAUGAUCAAGAUAUAAAUGCCAUCACUGUCGAGCUAGAAUCCAGGGCUAUUCCCGAAUAUGAUGUUUACAUGAAGAAUCUCACUUUGGAGAACAACGAGCGUAACCCUUGGUUCAGGGAGUACUGGGAGGACGUUUUUAAGUGCAGCGUCAACCCUGUGCAGCAUAAUGACACAUCGACAGCUUGCGCGGCUUCACUGCGUCUCGAUGAGUCCACUGGAUACCGUCAGGGUGCUAAAAUACAGUUUGUGGUGGAUGCAGUGUAUGCAUUCGCCUAUGCUCUUGACCAAGCAUCGAAACAACUUUGUCGGGGUGAAAAUGAAAGUAACUGCGAAGCCUUCCGCAACCUUGAUGGGGAGAGCCUCUACAUGAAUUACCUCUUGAACACUACUUUCGAAGAUCUCGUCGGUAGUGUUGUUCGCUUCGAUCAGCUUGGUGACGGCCUGGUCCCAUACCGUAUCUACAACUUGCGACGUCUGGAUAACAGCACCGCCUACGACUACGUUCCGAUCGGCCGCUGGGAGCCGUACACUCUACACCUGGACUCCGAGAAGGUGUUAUGGACCACUGAAGACGGCCUGCCACCAGUUUCAGCAUGCAGCUCCGAUUGCAGCGUGGGUCAGAUCAAGAUGAUCUCACCAGAAAACCGGUGCUGCUGGGUGUGCUCCGCGUGUGGACCACUAAAGGCUGUAAUCGACGAGUUUACAUGCUCGAACUAAAUUCUCACACUGAGCCUUGGGGGCAGCAACAAAAAAAAAACAUUGGCUCAAGAAGUAGUUAUGACCCCGACAGCGUAUUCUGAUUAGUAAAAUAAAAAAUAUGUAUUUUGUAAUUACUUA